AUAAUAAAGCCUUUCUGUGAUAUUAUUAAUUAUAUCUUGUACUAAAUAUAACAGGACGUUAAAUACUCAUUUCAUAAUAAUGAAUCGUAGACCAUCAGGAUUUUCUAAAAUACCAACAAUUGGAGCACGUUCAAUAUUAAUUGCUAUCGAUGGUUCAGAACAUUCUAAAAGAGCAUUUGAUUAUUAUUUAAAAUGGUUACAACGACCAGAUGAUGCAGUGACUAUUUAUCAUGCUGUAGAACCUGUUUCAUUACCAACUAUUUCAUUAUCAAAUCCAAUUAGUAUACCAAGUGAUGAAUGGUCAAAUAUUGUACAGACAAAUGUUAAACGUGUACGUCAAUUAGAAAAUGAUUAUAGUGCAGAUUGUUUAACAAAUAAUUUAACAUUUCAAUUUUUAUAUGAAUCUGUUGAUCAUAUUGGGUCAGCAAUUAUUGAAAAAGCUGAAAAAUAUAAUGUACGUUUAAUUAUUAUUGGUAGUCGUGGUCUAGGUGCAAUCAAACGUACAAUUAUGGGUAGUGUUAGUGAUUAUGUGGUACAUCAUGCAAAUACAACUGUAUGUGUUGUACCAUGUAUUGAAGAGAUCACACAGAGUACAACAACAUAAUUCCAUGGAAAAGAUAUAUAUUUAUAAUGUAUACUUACGUAAGUAUAUGAUUUGAAAAAAUUCAUAGUUUACUGAGUAAUUCAUUUGACAUUUUUUUCUUUGUCAUCAAAAAUGUUGUUGUCUAUUUUUUAUGUAGAAGUAACAAUUAUUUAGAUGUGGUUUGUAUCAUUUCUCUUCAUUUCAUUCUAUUAAUUUUCAUUGUGUCUACUUCAUAUAUAUUGUGUUAUAAUAUUUUUUUGAUUGAUUUUAAAAUACUACUGUUUUCCUUUAUAAAGUAGUAUAUUUUUUUAAGGUAAAAUGAACAAAAAUGUAGAUUAGUAUUCAUAAUGGGAACACUUAAAUUUUUCAAUAUAUUUUUGACACUUCUUUAUAUAUAUAUAUAUAAGAAUGUUAUCAAUAA
This is a messenger RNA of Schistosoma turkestanicum, 1004 nucleotides long. The record is from the annotation of a GenBank genome assembly. NCBI's taxonomy places the organism in Eukaryota, Metazoa, Platyhelminthes, Trematoda, Strigeidida, Schistosomatidae.